Messenger RNA from Fulmarus glacialis (Northern fulmar), 117 nucleotides. RefSeq names its product mitochondrial ribosomal protein L34 (gene MRPL34). Gene Ontology annotation, biological process: translation. Lineage: Eukaryota; Metazoa; Chordata; Aves; Procellariiformes; Procellariidae. The record is from RefSeq and is a predicted model, not a curated record. The annotation marks the transcript as partial. Gene Ontology annotation, cellular component: ribosome; mitochondrial large ribosomal subunit. Gene Ontology annotation, molecular function: structural constituent of ribosome. The transcript has a single exon.
CCCAACAACCGCAAACGCAAACGGACCCACGGCUGGAUCAAGCGCAUCAGCACGCCAGCCGGCAUCGAGGUCAUCCUCCGGCGCAUGCUGAAGGGCAGGAAGUCUCUGACCCACUGA